GUCGAAAACGUAAGCUUGACUCUCAACAAAACGAAGUUGCUUUGGCAUUAGAUGCUUUAAGGUCUAAUCCAUCUACUUCUAUUAUAAAAAAACCACGAAACACAAAUAAUGAAACUAUAAUACAAUCCACUAAAAGCACAAAAAAAGUAUCACAACCUUUAAAUCAAAGUAUUAAUGAUGGUGUAGACGUCGACAAUAUUGAUGACAAUACACAAAACUUUCUUCGUGAGAAUACUGAAAGUGUACCUCGACUUCUACUCAGUAAAUCUUUUACUAAUACAUUAGGAAACUUAACAGUUGAUGAUGAAAAUACUUCAAAUAGUGAAAAUAAAACAAUGAAAUUAAUACUGGAAACAACUAAACAAAUAUUGUCACAAAGUAUUUCAAUUAUAGAAAAGUAUGAAGCUUUAGAGUCUGCAGUUACUCUGCUGUCUAAUGAUGUCAAAGCUUUACAAUCCUUAAAUGAAAAUUUCAAGUUGAAUACACGAGACCAUGAUAAUGAAUGGUGGCAG
Messenger RNA from Dentiscutata erythropus, 512 nucleotides. Lineage: Eukaryota; Fungi; Glomeromycota; Glomeromycetes; Diversisporales; Gigasporaceae. The record is from the annotation of a GenBank genome assembly.